This is a messenger RNA of Aureobasidium melanogenum CBS 110374, 765 nucleotides long. Its product is annotated as Pre-rRNA-processing protein PNO1. The transcript has 3 exons. Gene Ontology annotation, cellular component: nucleolus. NCBI's taxonomy places the organism in Eukaryota, Fungi, Ascomycota, Dothideomycetes, Dothideales, Saccotheciaceae. The record is from RefSeq and is a predicted model, not a curated record. Gene Ontology annotation, molecular function: RNA binding. The coding region runs from base 1 to 765 and encodes 254 amino acids.
AUGCCUGCACCCACCGCUCUUCAGAGAGCUGCCCCCGAGGAAAUUGCUCAGAACUUGCACGAGACUCCCGUCGUUGCCAACAAUGAGGACGACGAAAUGCUUAUCAGCACCACCGACGCACCUGCCGUUCAGGAUGCCGCGCAACCCACAGAAGACACAGCCAUGACCGUCGACUCACAACCGCUCUUCGCUGCCGAGAAGGCAAGCAAUGCCCACGUUCGCUCCGAAUCCCGCAAAGUCGCUGUACCUCCUCACCGUUGGACUCCCUUGAAGAACGCUUGGCCCAAGGUCUACCCUCCUCUAGUCGAACACCUCAAAUUGCAGUGCAGAGUCAACACUAAGAACAAGAACGUCGAGCUCCGUACAAGCAGAUUCACCGAGGACACUGGAGCUUUGCAAAAGGGUGCAGACUUUAUUCACGCUUUCUGCUUGGGUUUCGACUUGGACGACGCCAUUGCAUUGCUGCGUUUGGAUGAUUUGUACAUUGAGACUUUUGAGAUCAAGGAUGUCAAGACACUUCAGGGAGAACAUCUCGGCAGAGCUAUUGGCAGAAUUGCUGGAAAGGACGGAAAGACUAAGCACGCUAUCGAGAACGCAAGCAAAACUCGUGUCGUGCUCGCAGACUCGAAAAUUCACAUUCUGGGUGGCUUCAAGAACAUUCACAUGGCUCGUACUGCCAUUGUUUCGCUCAUUUUGGGUAGCCCGCCAGCCAAGGUUUACGGCAACCUCAGAACUGUCGCCUCGAGAAUGAAGGAGCGCUUCUAA